This is a messenger RNA of Falco peregrinus (peregrine falcon), 1169 nucleotides long. Its product is annotated as avidin-like. The coding region runs from base 460 to 909 and encodes 149 amino acids. Gene Ontology annotation, molecular function: biotin binding. NCBI's taxonomy places the organism in Eukaryota, Metazoa, Chordata, Aves, Falconiformes, Falconidae. The record is from RefSeq and is a predicted model, not a curated record. The transcript is spliced from 4 exons.
GAAAAGCUCUUCUUCACUUACAAGAGGGAUUAAUUCAAGGGUGCCCCAGAGGUCCCACUGCAGUGAUAGCCGCGGCUCCCAGACCCAGGGAAAGCCUAGCACAGUCAGGAGAAAAAACAAUUUAGAAACAGCAGCAGAAGCUUGUCAUGCUGGAGGGGGCUGCCAUGAUGAUGAACUCCUGUGGGCAGACACAGAACCCUCUUGGGCAGUGGAUGUGCAAAUCACCCCUGUGCCUCCAUCCUCUGCACAGCCGUGCUCAGCCCUGCGUUCCUCUGGCACUGCCCAGGUCACAGAGACCUCCUCACCUCGCCUGUCCUGGGCACCCUGCCACCAGGCCACCGACUCUGCCGCUGCUGCUGCCAGCCGGGUGCCUGUGGGGCUCCGGUUACAGCCCUAUAAAGGGGGCCAGGGCGCAGGGCCGGGAGCGAGCCGUGCUGGGUGCUGCGCAGCCCCGCAGCCAUGGGGAGCAGUGCCCUCACCCUGGUCCUUGCCCUGGCCCUGGUGGCGUGUGUCACCCCUGCGGAGAGGAAGUGCCUUCUGUCUGGGUCAUGGCGGAGUGACGGUGGCUGCCGGAUGGUUGUAUCCGUCCUCAGCAAGGAUGGCAGCUUCUCUGGUUCCUACUUGCCGGGGCCUGUUGCUGACAACUCCGAAAUCCUCACCUCACCACUGAAGGGGUCCCAGCAGGACACAGGGCAGAUCUCGCAGCCCAUCUUCUCCUUCACUGUGCACUGGCAGCUCCAAGACUCAGAUACAGCACAGACAACCGUCUUCCUGGGCCAGUGCUACGUGGGCACCAACGGGGAGGAGACCCUCCAUGCCCUGUGGCUCCUGCGAGAGGCAGCUGACAACCCUGCCGAGGACUGGAAAGCCACCCGGAUUGGCACCAGCGUUUUCACCCGGAUAAAAUAACAGCAAGCGGAGAAAUCCAGGAGGCUCAGGACGACAAGAAGACUGCGCUUCCACCAGCCAGGCUCUGCCUGCACUGACGUGCUGCAUCUCAGCAGCUCUCAGCCCACAGGUUCAUGCUUUCCCAGGCAAGUUCAGUCUGGCGAGAAGGCUGGGCACCAGGUGCAAAAUAAAGGGUUUCUGUGGGGAUGCAGGGCUUGGCUCUCGUUUCUGUCCUGCCUCAAACCCACAGGCUUCGUUUUGCCCUGCAGCCACCCUCCUGU